Bactrocera tryoni is the source of this 861-nucleotide messenger RNA. RefSeq lists its product as uncharacterized. The coding region runs from base 1 to 861 and encodes 286 amino acids. The record is from RefSeq and is a predicted model, not a curated record. Lineage: Eukaryota; Metazoa; Arthropoda; Insecta; Diptera; Tephritidae. The transcript is spliced from 4 exons.
AUGCGUUUGCAAACCUUUGUCUUUCUUUUAUUUAUAGCAGUAGGCGGCAUAAGCUGCAGCAAAAAGCAGAGUGAAGAAUCAAUCGACAUUCGAAGAAGCAGUCAGAAUGAGCUAAUAAAUCGUCAAACAAACAAUAAUGAUGCGUUCGCUUUAAAUAACAGUGAAAUUCAUAACAUGAACGAUAACAACAAUCUCUUAGACAGUGUUGUUAUCAUAAGCAAUAGCUCUAAUUGGGAAACUGUGGUUGACUCUAGCGAGAGCAAUAAUAUCAGUGAGAACACUAGUGAUGAUCACAACGAAGUGAUUUUCACAGAUGCUCCGCCGAGUUCAUACAGAAAGCUGCCGCGCCAUCAGAGAGCGAUUGCCGCAGUUGCUGAGAACAGAGGAUUGCUAAAGAACUCAGAUGGUGAGCGUAUUCUACGGCGUGGCAAAAGAUACUUGGAAUUUGCCAAGGGUUCACGUGUUUCGUGGCGCACAAAUGGCAAAAAUAAUAUCUUAAACGUCAAUACUCUUUGGGCUUAUGGUUAUGGAUUUCGUGUUAAUUUUCCCUUUCCCGGUCCUGAUGAGUCACGCCGUAAAUACUUUAAACGCGAUGUGCUACACUCACUCGAGGAUGUCCUAAAUGGACAUGGCUUGGAUGGACGCGCAUGCGUGUUGAAGUCAUACUGUACAGCAGUUUUGGAUGUGGACUCAAACAUUAGUGGCGGUAUGCUGUUUAAAAUGCUGAAGCUGAUUUUUACCCUGCAUGACCAUGACAAACGCCACUUCUCCUAUCUACGCCUGGAAAAUUGCAAACAAAUUUUACACAGCCAUUGUCCCCUGAGCUUCGACAGCAUAUCGCCGUACACCGAUGAUGUUUGA